GUGACGCAAUGUACGUUAUCAACCCAGCGCCGGCAUCUCAGGACCUACAACCCACCGCCAGCAGCUACGUGACAGCACAUCGUGCGAGCAGUCCCGAGUCGAUCGAACUUCAGCAACAGCAGCACAAAGAAAUUAUCAGCCAAAUACUGACAAAAUGCAACGCCGACAUGUCGGAGGAGGUAGCCAAUUUUAGCUGCCCCGAUGAGAAGACUCCCCCACGAUCAACAGCGGCAGUAGUUAAGGAAGGCGCAAAGUACUCCACAUCGCCUACAUCCGCGGGACGCCCAAAAGACUCCUCGCCGUGCACCGAUGAGCAUGGGCAUGGUUUGAAGCCAAUUCCUGAACCGAGCUUGACGUCGAAAGAAACAAGCGGUGCACCUGUAGGAGAGGGAGGUACGGGACGGUACGGUAAUACUGCGGAUGGUGACGUCCGGUCACCUUCAGCUACAUUAAAACGGAGCACAACUCCCGACGGUUCACCACUUUCCACCGCCAGCUCUUCCAAUGCGGCCUCCCUUUCUCCAACGUCGUCUGAUGGGCCGGCGAAACUACCGCCAAAGUCAGAACAAUUGACUGAAUCGUUAGCACCCGCGUCCAACUUUGCCAGUGUGGUACAUCCGAAGGAACGAGCCCUGAAAUCGAUCGCUGCCGCAGCAGCAUCGAAUGAACGGAAUAAUGCUGCGUCGAAUGGUGGUAGUAGCGCGUCAGCGGCAAAACCAUCCGCCAAAUUUGCUGGAACAGGACGAACUAUGUUGAAUGGCACAACGAACAGUUUUCCCUCCGGUACGACGGCCGCCACCGCAGUUGGGACGGGCACUGCGUCUGGUGGCAGAUUACAAUUUUUCAAAGAUGGAAAAUUCAUCCUGGAACUUGCCCGUGCACGGGAAGGCGAAAAGACCAGCUGGAUUUCGGUACCGCGUAAAACAUACUGGCCACCGACUGUUUCCUCCACCAGUGCCAACUUUCACAAGCACGAAAGUUCCACUUCUCUCAGCUUUUCGGAUGAUAACAGCUCCAUCCAGUCAUCGCCCUGGCAGCGUGAUCACUGUUGGAAACAAUCGAACCCUCGUUCGAACAUUUCCAAGGAACUUUCACUGUACUAUUUUCGGCCGUUGAAAGCUCGAGUUAAACCACCAUCCGAGGAUACCCGGUUACGGUGGCGCCGGAAACGACGUCGUCCUUACGACUCAAGUCUUCCACCGGAAGCCACAUCGAAGGUUACACCGAACUCAUCAAUUGAACCAGAGAUCGUGGAAAAUGGUAAGAGUGAAAAGAGGAAGAAGGAAAACAAACCACAAACGGAUGGAAAUGGUGAAGUCGUCCCAGAAAGCAGUUCUGAGAUGUCGAAUGGUACUGCAACACCGAUGGACACGUCUGAGGUAGCACCAGCAAGUGACGAUGAGGAGCGAAAUAGCGUUCAAAAUCCUAAGGAGCGAACAAAUGAGAAUGGUCCGGUGCAAGACGAUCGACCGCAAAGCAAUGGUCAUCAUUUGCCACCAAAUGGGACCCACCUGCGAACAUCUCAUCGCCGGAAACGUCCAGAAGGGAAGGAUCUUAUUUCAAUCAUCCAAACGCUCAUUGAGCAACAGCAAACGAAGAUCUCCAACUCUCUAACGUCUCCGGCAGCAGUGGGUCCAUUUCGCUUGGGAACGAUAGCGGAACGUGGAAGCAAUGGUGGGAGUAGCUUUCGCAGUUCCGUAUUUACCAGUUCAACCGCUUCGCAGCAUGUUUCUCCUCGCAAAAGAAUUCUGCGAGAAUUGGAGAAGGUUUCGCUGGACGAUGUUGGAAGUAGUGGCACGAGUAGCACGAAACGAUCUCGUCCGAAGUCGGGUUCUGCUGCGGGAACGCCCGUCAUAGUCACGGCAACGACUGCCACGCCUCUGUCAACAUUGACGACGAAUGGUACGGGCAGUCCUUUAAACGGUGGAUCUGCCUCUUCGCACAGUAGCAGCAGUAAGGCAAACGGUCAUCUAAACGGUUCCGGAUCAAUUGCCAAUGGUACCGCCGGUGGAAGUACCGGAAAACAGUCGACAAACGGUGCGGGAAGCAGUUUUUCGCCGGCGUCAAAAACUGCUCCACCAGUUCCGGCUCCGGUGUCGAAGCCUUUUAGCAGCUAUAGUAUAACCUCACUUCUUGGUCACAACAGCACAAAUACCAGCACCAGCAGCAGCGGCGAGUUAUCUUCCUCCGAGACCUCGGUCGCCACCUCAUCGUUUGACGCGGUGCAACGCAAGACGGACGCAUCGGUGGCAUCGGUCAUAUCAACAGCUAGUCAUCAUCACUAUCACCAUUCGCAACAUCCGCUCUCACCACACCACCAUCAGUAUCAGGGACUGUCGGUUGGUUCCAAGUCUCCUGUAAUGACGGAUUCCCCUCAUCAUCAUGCUCAUUACCAGGGUCAGCCGGGAUCGAAUCGCUACGGUGGUGGAUACAGCACCAAGAAACGGUCACCUAGCUACGGUGGAGGCAAUGGGACUGUCGCCUCUCCUGGGGCUACAUCUGGCGGAAGUGGUAGUGUAGAUCCGUACGGUAAUACGAUCCGGUCACCCGACCUAAGUCCUAGUCCCGAGCAUCAUCAUACUCAUCAGCAACAUUCUCAUCACCCGGUGCACCAUCAUACGCCGGGGUCAGUUUCUAAUAGUGGUGGUUUUGGACGCUACCGGCAGCACCCUUAUGGAGGUAGCCCAAGCAGCUACUCUUCUGCGCCCUCUUCGUCUCGUUUUUCCCCUUCGCCUAGUACGAACGACUCAGCGACAACGCCACCCUACUCAGGAUCUGGUGCGCGAUCGGCGCUUACUUACCGAACUGCCUAUCAGCUGGGUGGAAACGGCAGUCAGGGACAUUCUCCACCGGCGAGCAACGGAUCGCCUCAACACUAUUCUCGUGCGUCGCCGUUGAAUUUUGGUCGUGGCGCACACCAUUCCUCUCCACCGCCGCCACAGCAUCAACGCAGUGCCGGAACGUCCUCACCGCCCCGUGCAUCACCAAACGGCAGUGCCACAGCGAGCCACGUUACUACGCCAACGUCUGCCAUGGCAUCGUUAACGACUGGAGUGUCGCCUAGCGGCACCAUACGAACGGUGCCAAAGAAGACCGCCGCUCUAAGACAGCCAUUCGCCGGUGGUCAUUCACCUUCCUCUUCAUCACCAUCCCGCGAACGUUCCAACUCGAACGCUUCCAGCUCGUCGGUAAAGAAAGAACCUGAAGGGUCUGAUUCGGUCGACGGUCCAUCCAUGAGCCACUACGGCAAUGCGCCACCUUCAUCACCGGCCGGAGUAAUCCGACCGAAUACGAUGAUUGCUUCGCCAACCGCACAUCAUCCGGUUGCGAAUCCAUUCUAUCCGCUCUAUCCACCCCAGUUGGCUGCAGCAUCCUCGGCUUCGCCAUCAAUGAACCCUUCCGUUGUAGCUGCCGCUGCUGCAGCUGCUGCCAGUUCUGUACCGUUUCAUCCAGCUUCGCUUUCGUACUACCAGCACAUGUACAACGCGGCCACGAUGGCAUUUCGCACUCCGCUCUGGAUGCACUACCCCGGACUGCCAGCAGCGCACGCUCCCCACAUGGUACAGUCGCCCCACCAUCUGCCACCAUCCUCUUCGGCUCCGCCUACCCUCCCGUUAGCUGAUCGUCAACGUAUGAUUGAUCGGUCUCCACCAUCGCCACCUUCGGCACCACCGGCAUCACUAGCGGAAGCAACGGAAUCGCAACGAUUACAACAUUCCAUCCUAGCCACGACAAGUACGCCGGCAGCAGCAGCAGCAGCACUCAACUACAGCGUUUCCGCGCUUUCGGCGUCCUCGCGGGUCAUCCUCAACAAUGGUGGCAGUGCGUUUUCCUCACCGAGUGGAUCGAGCUGGCCGUCCGAUGCCGUAGAUUAUCAACAUCAUCCAGAUCAUUCCUCGCGUUCGUCCGUGUCGGCAACAGCCAAAGAUGAGCCCAGCAAUGGUGAGUGCCUGCAAGGGCUGCGAUCAUCAUGUAAGACCUAG
Messenger RNA from Anopheles maculipalpis, 3983 nucleotides. RefSeq names its product mucin-19 (gene H). Lineage: Eukaryota; Metazoa; Arthropoda; Insecta; Diptera; Culicidae. The coding region runs from base 9 to 3983 and encodes 1324 amino acids. The record is from RefSeq and is a predicted model, not a curated record. The transcript has 3 exons.